Messenger RNA from Ornithorhynchus anatinus (platypus), 8254 nucleotides. RefSeq names its product kelch like family member 28 (gene KLHL28). The coding region runs from base 1984 to 3759 and encodes 591 amino acids. The record is from RefSeq and is a predicted model, not a curated record. NCBI's taxonomy places the organism in Eukaryota, Metazoa, Chordata, Mammalia, Monotremata, Ornithorhynchidae. The transcript has 4 exons. Gene Ontology annotation, molecular function: protein binding.
CGUGAGCCCCGUGUGGGACCCGAUUAGCUCGUCUCUACCUUAGCUCUUAGAAGAGUGCCCGGCACUUAGUUACCGCUUCGGAAAGAUCGUAAAAGCAAAAUAAGUCAGUGGGUAAAUAACGGUUUUCGACUGCUGCCUGGUAAAAAGUUCGUUUUUGAUUUCAUAAAUCUCCUCGGUGCCAGCCUCGUUUUUUUCUACUGACUCAGCCAGGACGCCCGGGGAUUUGGGGACCCAUCAGCAUCCAUCCCGCUAUCGCACCCGAUGCCGGACAGAAGGUCUGGGCGAAGAGCCGGCUGGGGGAGGAGCGAGCGCCGGAGAGCCAAGCGGAGAGCCAGCUGUGGAGAACUGACCGCAGAUCCUCCCUCCACCUGCCACUUGGCUCCUUUUCCGAACUGCCCUGCGCGAUCACUCUCUCAGGCUUCCUCCUCGGCCCGGGCUUCCCCUCUCCCCUUCACGUCUUGUCAUUUGACAGGAUUCUUAGCCUAACAGGAAAUGUCAGCACUCUGUCCGGAACCAGGAGCACAUCUAGUCCCUUGAGCUUCUGUGGCCUGACCCCAGUAGAAGGAGACCAGAAUUCAGGACACUUUAGGUGGGACUUGGGGAUUGCGGGUGGAAGGCGGAGACGGAGACAAGGGAUGGUGGAGGUGGCAAAGGGAGGACCUUACGGACUUGACAUUUAUCCUAUUUCUGUUUUCCUAAAAUUCCGUUUCUGGGCCGAUUCCAUCUCCAUUCCAAUCAACCUAAUAUUUUCCCCCUCGUAGUGAGAGCAGGACGCUGGGCGGGGCUGUGACGGUGGCCCGUCUUGCCGCCCGACCUGACGUGGAGAGACGAACCGCUUAACCGCUCUAAUUUUCUCCGUCCCCAAACCGUGCCUCUUUAACUCCGUCACAGCGAGGCACAGAGCCAAAGAGCGGUUGACAACCCCGCGAUAAUGCUAUGUGAACAAACCGCAGAGCGGCAGGCUUUCUGCGAGGCAGUGAGUCGCGCGCAUUGGACUCCGACCCCCCGUUCCAAGAAUCGAGUUCCACUUAACCCACAAACCCGGGAUCUCUGUGCCAGCGUCCGCUUUCCCUCUGAAUCAGGAGAGUGGACUUUUUCCCUCUAGGCCGACCGUUCUCAAGUGAAGCUGGGCAACGUACGUUAGAUUCACAGGGAGAACCUCGCUCCUCCGCGUACGGGAUGUGCGCUUCCGAGGGGUGCGUGCUACGUAGACUUGACUUGAGAAUCGAAAGCGGAGCGGCUUUGUUUGUUUCCGCUUCACUUUUCUAGGGAGAGCCGUUUCUACACCUUCCGUAGCGACUUCAUAACACUUCACCCGGAGGUUUUAUCCUCCAGGGGGAGAACGACCACCUCCCGUCCUACUGGGAAUUAUCUUAAAAAGAGAAAAGCCUUAGGACGACUACACGGUCUUCUCGUCUGACAUUGCUAUGCCACCUUCCUUGACUGACUGUGCUUGGAUAUCUCUUUUCGAAACCCUUUUUCUGCAGCCUUGCUCCCUCCUCCAGUUAGGGAACAGACCGGGCGUCUGACAGAGGGUCGGAGGACGUGGUUUUCGCCGCCCGUGCGGAAACCAAAACGCGCCCGUCUCUCCCUCGCUGAUUUUUCUCAACUCUAAGGGAUGUCCCCUGCCACGCAACUCCGCGUCGGCGCCUGUAAAAGGACGGAGUGGAUUCAACGGUGGUAAUUCCCGGAGCGAUCAGCGUCCGUUGCCAUCGACGUUGAUUUCUCUCUACUUCAUUUCUUUGACCUCAAGAUCCCUCCCUGUCGCAGGAAUGCAGGAUUAAGUCCGCAAAGACGAUUCCUUCUGCGCGGACCCUUGGGCGUCCGGGGCCGCAGGUGGAAUAUCAGAACUGCGUCCGCUGGAAGACCUUUGCCGUUUACGUUCGCCGGUUUACCGGGGAGGGGGACGCGGGUCAGGCUGAGGUUCAGAGAGUGUUUUCGGGAAGGAGAGAAAAAAGCGGUCACUCCACUGGGGCUUCUGAAAUGACGGUAUCGGCGUGGUUCCUUUUAAAGAGCCAAGCCGUGUUCUCUGUUUCCCUGCAGAUGGACCAGACGUCCCCAACCUACAUGCUUGCCAAUCUGACCCCCUUGCAUUCCGAACAGCUUCUGCAAGGCCUCAACCUCCUUCGCCAACACCACGAGCUCUGCGACAUCGUCCUGCGCGUCGGGGAUGUCCAGAUCCCCGCCCACAAGGUGGUCCUCGCCAGCAUCAGCCCCUACUUCAAAGCCAUGUUCACGGGCAACCUGUCGGAGAAAGAGAACAGCGAGGUGGAGUUUCAGUGCAUCGACGAGGCCGCGCUGCAGGCCAUCGUCGAAUACGCCUACACCGGGACGGUGUUCAUCUCGCAGGACACGGUGGAGUCGCUCCUCCCGGCGGCCAACCUGCUCCAGGUCAAGCUCGUCCUGAAGGAAUGCUGCGCGUUUCUGGAGAGCCAGCUCGAUCCCGGCAACUGCAUCGGGAUUUCCCGAUUCGCGGAGACGUACGGGUGCCACGACCUCUACCUGGCGGCCAACAAGUACAUCUGCCAGCAUUUCGAAGACGUCUGCCAGACCGAGGAGUUCUUUGAGCUCACCCACGCCGACCUGGAUGAGAUCGUGUCCAACGACUGCCUGAACGUCGUGACGGAGGAGACGGUGUUUUACGCGCUGGAGUCUUGGAUCAAGUACGAUGUGCAGGAGCGCCAGAAGUACCUGGGCCAGCUGCUGCACUGUGUCCGCCUGCCCCUGCUGAGCGUCAAGUUUCUCACCAGGCUCUACGAGGCAAACCACCUGAUCCGCGACGACCACACCUGUAAGCACCUCUUGAACGAGGCCCUGAAAUACCACUUCAUGCCCGAGCACAGACUUUUCCACCAGACGGUCCUGAUGACCCGGCCUCGUUGCGCUCCCAAAGUACUCUGUGCGGUAGGGGGAAAAGCCGGACUGUUUGCUUGUUUGGAAAGCGUCGAGAUGUACUUCCCCCAGAACGACUCCUGGAUAGGUCUGGCACCCCUCAGCAUACCCCGCUAUGAAUUUGGAAUCUGCGUCCUUGACCAAAAAGUCUACGUGGUCGGGGGGAUCGCAACCCACAUGCGACAAGGCAUCAACUUCCGGAAACACGAAAACUCAGUGGAAUGCUGGGAUCCCGACGUGAACACUUGGAAGUCUCUCGAGAAAAUGAACGAGAGCCGGAGUACUCUCGGCGUGGUCGUUCUGGCCGGAGAACUUUACGCCUUGGGAGGUUACGACGGACAAUCGUACUUACAGUCCGUAGAGAAAUAUAUACCCAAAGUUAAAGAAUGGCAGCCGGUGGCGCCGAUGGCCAAAACGAGAAGUUGUUUCGCUGCCGCUGUAUUGGAUGGGAUGAUCUAUGCCAUCGGUGGCUACGGCCCCGCCCAUAUGAACAGCGUAGAACGUUACGAUCCAAGUAAAGACUCCUGGGAAAUGGUCGCCUCGAUGGCUGAUAAAAGAAUUAACUUUGGUGUCGGUGUCAUGCUGGGAUUCAUUUUUGUAGUGGGCGGACACAAUGGCGUCUCACAUUUAUCAAGCAUUGAGAGAUACGACCCCCAUCAAAAUCAGUGGACUGUGUGUAGACCCAUGAAGGAACCCAGAACAGGAGUCGGUGCAGCGGUAAUCGACAACUACCUUUAUGUAGUGGGCGGUCACUCGGGGUCAUCCUAUCUGAACACCGUGCAGAAAUAUGACCCCAUCUCAGAUACCUGGCUAGAUUCGGCCGGCAUGAUGUACUGCCGCUGUAACUUUGGAUUAACGGCCCUCUGAGGAGAAGCUUGUUUCCGCGGACCGGGAGUACGGUGGUAAAUCUUGUUCUGCAUGAAAAGAUGCCCAGUUUGCCGAGACCCAGAAGCUGCAUUUAUUUUCUUUUUGUCUUGGAGGAGUAGCAUGAAGACACGGCGCAAAAUUCAGCUCGAUUUCCCUCCAACUGAUAACUAGCCUCGGUCGCUCUUGGUUACGGUGAAAUUGUUAGCGUCACAGACAGAAUCCCCUAGAAGACCUUUAGCGCGGUGAGUCCCGGCAUCCUCUCCCAAGACUGACUUAGGGUAGGUUGCCGUAAUGUCGACGGGAGCUUAGGUGGAGAUAUUUGAAUUCAUUCAUUUCUUCCUCUCUCCCCCCUCCCCGAUAUGAGACAUGCAGUUAACUGUGAUGGGGCAGGAGAUUGCCUGGGCGUAUUGUACGAUUGGACUGUUCGUUGACUUUGCCUGUUGGAUAUGUCUUCGUAUUGAAAAUGAAACACCAGUGCUUCACGAUUUUCUACAGACAAUAACUAAGGGCUGCCUUUUUUUUUUUUCCAGUAACUUAAGAUGUGUAAAUAACCGAUGCCGUCGUAGAUUGCCCGUACAUCCUUCUUGCCGAACGGGUUUAAGACCGGGGAUGAUAAUCGGCAAGAGUUUAGCAAUCCAUUUGCGAGAUAAAUUUAAUGCCUUUAUGAUCGUGAUAUUUUUGGACCAGUUUAAAAAGAAAAAGAAUCAGCUAUAAACUUUUUACACUUUUUUUGAUGUGGGCAGAUUAACGCAAGGUGAAUUUAGUUCUCCAUCGACGCUGUGUGUCUGUGUAACUGGUAAGGGGAGAGGUAACCUUAUCGACGAGCCCUUCGUUUUCUUAAACAGCACAGCGGACUUCACAGCAUCGAUGUAAAUAUACGUAUUUGGAAGAUGUAAAAAUAUCAUCCUUAGCCCUCCUAGGAAUUUUGUUUUCAGAUAGCCUUUGAUACCAUUAUUUUUUAAGAAUGUAUGAUUACUUUUUCAAAGCGAGUUAUAAAAAUGGUGCUAACUGUAGGCUGUUACUACAUUCGUACGAUAGUUCAGUAUGCCGGAAGCAUGACGUAUUUUGAGAGUACUCUUCAUCGUUUAUAUCAGCUUGAUUCCUUCGUGUGUAUGAAAACUCUUAAUCCCUCAAUGCGUUCUGUAGAUUUCGUUACCGUUUCGAGUGUACUCUCGGCCUGAUUUUCUGUUGCAUUCAUGCAGUGUUUGAAUGUGGCAAGGAAGGAUGCAUUACUGCUUUGUGAUACUCCUUGGCAGUCCCGGUUUUAAAAUAAUUAAAUGAAAAGCCCUGGGAAACGGUGUAUUUCACAUACGUACGCUGGAUAGCAACGUUUAAUGGUUCCGAUGGAAAACUGGAAUUGGACAGCUGUUUACUUCAAUAGCGGUCUGAAUUUGAAAUUUAAAAAUGAAAUAUAAAGAGGUAAGUCAGUGACUCUGACCCAAGGAAAUAGUUAUUCGACACAAGUAGCCGAACCCACCGAUGUUCUACUCAGCGUCUGUUAGUCUUAGGCGAGGAAUCAGACUUAACUUGCAUUCGAUCCUGGUGUUAAUGCUUGUGUUAAGUUCCGGUAAAUUGUCCACCCUGACUUUUUUUUCCCCAGGGUCAAAUUAGUUCUGGAGCUACCCAUUCUCUGUCCAAAAACACAAACAUUACAUUAAGUGCUAUGGCGUUCCAGAAGCCAGAACUGUCAGCCUGUGCUUCAUAUAUUGCUUUCUUAGAGAACCUCAAUGCAGCCCGGCAAAACUGCAGUUUUUCUUGUUCUUCCAUAAAUUGAGUUUCAGAUUUCAACACUGGAAUACGAAACCCCAUAGAUUGCCAUUAAUUAUACGAUAGUAAGUCCUGUGGCAUUAAUGAAGUGUUUGCUAUAUGUCAAGCACCGAGUUAAGCUCUAGGUACGGAGGGGAUAAUGAGAUCAGACACAGUCUCUGUGUCCCUUGGGGCUCAUUAUCUAAGAGGUAAGGCGAGAGCAUUUAAUUGAGAGAGAUUUAUCCCCAAUUAUAGAUGUGGAAACUGAGGCAGAGAGAGGUUACGUGCCUUGGCCGAGGUCACCCAGCAGGCCAGCGUUAGAUUUGGGAUUAGAUCCCAGCUCUCCCGACUGCCAGGACCGAGUCCUUUCCCUUAGGCCCACACUGCCUCUAUUUGCACAAAUUCUAAACUCUCACCAGACGUAUUCAGUCAUUUUCAAUUUAGAAUUCAGCGGGAACUCCAAACAAAUAAAGCCGACGAGCCAAGUGUAGUCUUUGUCCCUUGACUGAAUCGCCCUCGAGUACUAGCAAUAAUAAUCAUCUUUGACGAUAACUGAUUCCUGUAAACUUACUGAAAAAGUCAGGUGUAUUUUUAUAAUGAGCAGACCACCGAAGUAAAGCACUUGAUCAGGCCUCUGCUAAUUAACAUGUAGAGUUUAGUAUUUUUCCUGAUGAGGGGCAAAAUCUGCUUCACAGACUACUAUGUCUUUUUCUUUUUUUGUCUUUCCCCCCUAACCCUAAGUACUCCACCGGAUAAUCCAUAUUAUUAUAGAUACAAAUAAUAAUUUGCAUUACAUAUAUGCCACUCCCACUAUAAAAUGGCAUAUUAAUUUUAUAUGAGAAAUCAAUCUCUAAUUCAAAUAAAAGGCAAAUCUUGCUGGGAAAGUUGAGUACAUAGUGUAGACCGUCUACGAAGUACCCAUGACAAAACCAUGAGGCCAUCUGAAUUGUGCACCUCGACUUGGUGGACAAAGGGAAGGAGCUAGUGAGCGGUGUUUGCUAAGCGCUUACACUGUUCUAAGCGCUGCUGUAGAUGCAAAUCAAUCAGGUUGGACACGGUUCCUUUCCUGCCUAUUAGCCUGAAAGUUUUCUUGACCUAAGUAUUUCAGAUGUUUUCAUUACGAUCCUCACCUCUUUAAGUUGAUCCUGGGAUGUAAAAUCUGUCAACGCUUGACACCGAGCCUGUGAUUUAAGAGGUUUAGGCGGCUGUUCCUGCACGACCCUUUCAUUCGAACCAAUUUGGGAUGAAUAGAUUCUGCCUUUGAGAGAGGGUCAGUUUGGAUUCAGAUCACUAAACUCAUGGGAUUGAGAGGAAGCACCAAAAGUUGCAAAUCAUUUUUACCAACCAGUGGUAAUGAGAAUGAAGGAACUCGCUGCAGAGUGCUUGUCUGUGGACUAUUCCUUGAAUUACAUAGUGUAGAUCCAGCCAGAUGACUUUUUCUGAGGAAGAAGCGCCCUUUCCACUAUUCUCUAUUUACUGACUCUAUUAACAUAAUUUGAGGGGCUUCUCCAGGUCCCAUGGAUUGAUGAAUUAGAAAAGAGAAGUCACCGUUUUAAACCUUAGCAAAUUGAGGCAUAGGAAAUACUAGGAAGUGGCAUUAGAUGCAGCUAAGUUUUUAUCUCAGUUUAUCCUUAAAAUGAUUAAGGCUUACUUGCCAAAGUUCCAACAUUUAUCUAAGCCCCAUUUCACGCUCAAGAUCGAUGCUAAGCAUGAGAAGAACAAAAAUGUUUAUCACAGGAUGCAAAACUGCCUGGAAACUAGCUAUUCUAUUUUCUGGAGGGGGGAAAACGUGUAGUGAUUAUAGAAACGUUUUCCGGCGACAUCCGAAAACACCAUUACGCGGUAACGAGAGUUUUAUUAUUUGGUUUUGGGGUGCUGGUAAUGUCUAGUUCACCUAAGUGUUCCUUUUCAAGCAAACCAGACACCACGAUACGCUUCGUAAUUAAACUACAAGAAACUUGCUAUAACCUUUAUUCAUCUUGCAGUCUGAAUGAUAAGAAGUUCAAAGAAGAUGUCAUAUCAAAUUAGCAGCCAGUUCUAAUUCUUAACCACUCAUUUUUUUUUUUUCUGUUAGAGCACUUUAAAAGGGGUACGGGUAACCCCGAGACUACCGACAUACAGGAUUCUCAGUCCUGUCAACCGUUGUACUUUUUCCGCCCGAUGCAUCUUAGAAGUUAAAAAUCUAAUUUUUGUCGCUACUGUGAGAGAAAUCCAUUCGAGUAAAUGUCUCUCUUUCGAACAACAGAUUUUCACUAGAGGUAAUCCACUGUUGCUUUUGUAAAGCUCCAUUCUUCGUUGGAAACCUGAAGCAAAAAGUUCCAAGUUUGCCUUAAAUUCCUAGUGAAGUCAAAAGUUGAAGAACUGGAUGGUAAUUCCUAGAUAUUGCCUUAUGUGCUGUGCUGUACUUUAAAUCCCAAAUGACUUUAUUUUUAACAGGAUUCAGAAAUUUUGUAGAUGUCGAGUACUUGGACUCUCGGUCGUAAGAAGAGAGUGAUCUGGUUGUGAAGAUCAGAUUAAUGCAUCGAUGUAUUAUUUGAAUAUGUAGUUUGUGUCUGUGUACCUUUCCAGCAGCAGGAUUUUAUUUUAUUUUUGUUUACAUAAAGUGACAUUUAAUUUUACUUUUUCACAACUGCUGAAUGUUGCAUUACUUUUGUUAAUGUUCUUCAGUGUAAGUUUAUUGUUGUGGUAAUAUGUAAUGUAUUUCAUUUAAUGUGAAAUGUUUACUAAAAUAAAUAGAGAAGUUUUUAUA